UGUUAUCGCAACAUUUCCCAUAAAAUGCAGAACGCCUAGACUAGCUGGAGUUUGCUGGACAGUUCUAGACGCGAUGCUCAGACUCAGAGUCAGCUAGAGCGCAUUGAGGAGGAGCUCUCGAAGGCAAUGGGGCCAUCUGAUGAGGGUGGUGCGUCAGAAGGCUACCUGAUGCCUACUCCUGUGGACUAUGACAGCGAAGAGGACAGAGAGCGGAAUGGUUGGGAGUGGGAGGCGCCAAGAGAUCCUGCUGAAUCAGAUUACAAAUGUGACUUCGGUGGAGACGCUUUGCAGACAGAGAGUGGGAGCGAUGCAAUGAAAACCUACCAGGAUGGAGAAGUUGAAGGAGAUCUGGCUUUGGGAGAGGGGAUUCCGUCGAACAAAGCUGCGGUGAUAGUGGAGGGCUACCAGCCGUUUGGUUUGGAGGACAACAGGCCUGUGCUUGUGCAAGCAGUGCCUUCGAGGGGCCUCUCCUUCCAGCUUUGGCCUGCCGCCGAGGCCCUAUGCCACUACCUGGAGACCGCUUAUGGUACCAUAAGCGGCCGCCUCCAGGGUCUGAGGGUGCUGGAACUAGGCGCUGGCACAGGCCUUGUCGGGAUCUUCGCCGCUCAGCUUGGCGCUGAUGUCAUCCUGACGGACCUUCCUGGCGUGCUCGAGAACCUGAGGGCGAACGUGGCGCUGAACCAGGGGAGGGCUCAAGGGGUUAAAGGAAACCCCUUGAUUGCCGAUAACCCAGCGGUCAAUGGCAACCAUGUGGUCUUGGAGGAAGACGGGAUGAAUCGAAUCUCAGCGACAGAAACGGGGAACUCCAUCCCAUCUGCAAAAGCAACAGUAAGGUUCAGUCAAACAGAAACGGACGAUGAAGGAUUGGUGCAGAUGUGUACCCUGGCUGGUUCAAGGAUUGGGCUGACAUGCGAGACGGAAACAGAAACCCAGCCAAUAUUGGGUAAGGAGAAAGGUGUCUCGGGAAUAGACGCUUUGGGCCAUGAAGCAGAGUAUGAAGCAGGAUGUCAUUUAGCAAAUGAUCAGGGCAAAACUUCUCGGAGCAUGCACCGGAUCAGUUCGAAGUCAGCUGGCAGCGUCAGUGUAGAACCGCUUUCUUGGGGCGUAAGAGAGGACGUGGAUGCGUUAGUCAAACGGACAGGAGGGUUCGAUCUCGUUCUGGCUUCGGAUGUGAUUUACUACGACACGCUCUUUGAACCGUUGUUGCAAAGCCUGCGGUGGCUGACUGAGCCAGGGGUUGAGGAAACGCCUAGAGCCGGUAGUAGUAGUCCUCACUUUCCCAGUCAUGAAGGGUGCGGAGAUAGCACUGUCGAGAAAGCGUCGGAACGGAAACCGUCUGCAGGCCCACCAGCUAGAGCUUUGAAUCCGGUAAGCAAGAAGCAAAUUGUCUUGAUUGCGCACUUGAGACGCUGGAAAAAGGACGCAAAGUUCUUUCGGAAAGCUAGCAAGUACUUUGACGUUCGGCUCGUCUAUUCUCACCCUCCUGUUGGCGAAGCAAGGAAGGGAGUCGAGGUGUUCGAGAUGGUUGUAAAAAACUAGAUUGCACCGUUACAGCACUCAAUUGCACUCCAUUAGCGCACACUGUC
Molecule: messenger RNA, 1586 nt
Organism: Klebsormidium nitens
Lineage: Eukaryota; Viridiplantae; Streptophyta; Klebsormidiophyceae; Klebsormidiales; Klebsormidiaceae
Source: the annotation of a GenBank genome assembly